Messenger RNA from Condylostylus longicornis, 3177 nucleotides. RefSeq names its product GPI ethanolamine phosphate transferase 1 (gene PIG-N). The coding region runs from base 402 to 3065 and encodes 887 amino acids. NCBI's taxonomy places the organism in Eukaryota, Metazoa, Arthropoda, Insecta, Diptera, Dolichopodidae. Gene Ontology annotation, cellular component: endoplasmic reticulum membrane. The transcript is spliced from 2 exons. Gene Ontology annotation, molecular function: mannose-ethanolamine phosphotransferase activity. The record is from RefSeq and is a predicted model, not a curated record. Gene Ontology annotation, biological process: GPI anchor biosynthetic process.
GCUAAUAUAAAUUAUGUCAAGUAAAUUUCUUAGUGUUAUUGGUUUAAAAGAAUGCAUUGGUCGGGGGAAUCCUUUAGAAGCCAAGGAGAUAUUGGAAAAUAUUUCAAAAUUUUUCGAUGAUCGAUUGUCAAAAGCUGAAUUAGGUAUGGUUAUUAUUCCAUAUCUCGAGUAUAUGUACAAUAGUAUAUGUACAAUAGUUAAAAUUUAAAGUUUUUGUUUACAUCUGUCUUUUCUAAAAUAAUAAUUUAAAGUUUCAUAAAAACAAAAAUCUAAAACUAAAAGUACAUUGGGAUAGUAAUUUAUUAAAUUGGAACAAGUAGUUUAAAUGUUAUUAGUAUUUAUUUUUAAUGUGAAGUGGCUUAUGUUUAAUUGUGAAUACAUAUUCGGAAAAGAUUUGAGGGAUGUGGUUAAUUCAAGCAAUUAUUGUUCAUGUGAUUUUUCUUGGAUCCAUCUUUGUAAUAUAUUUCCGAUCACCAAUAUUAACAACAUUAACACCUCAAAAUGAUUUAGAAAAUCCACCGGCACGCCGAUUAGUACUUAUCGUAACGGAUGGACUUCGCGCUUCUUCGUUUUAUAAAGAUAAAAGUAAGCUAGUUCCCAAUAUUAAGAGUAUAUUUUUAGAGCAAGGGUGCAUAGGUAUUUCCCAUACAAGAGUACCUACGGAAUCGCGUCCUGGUCACAUUGCUUUGAUAGCUGGUUUAUAUGAAGAUCCUUCUGCCGUAACGAAAGGUUGGAAAGAGAAUCCAAUUGAUUUUGAUUCAGUUUUCAACAGGAGUUAUAUAACAAGGGCGUGGGGAGCGAGCGAUAUUUUAUCUAUUUUUGCAAAAUGUACCGACAAGGAGAAAAUUGAAAUAUUUAUGUAUGAUCACGAUUUGGAUUUUUCGGGAAAAGAUAAAACGUAUAAACUUGAUGAGUGGGUCUUCGAUAGAUUUGAAAAAUUUCUUGAAAGUUCUGAUAAAAUUAAACUAAAAUCUGAGAGGAAGGUUAUAUAUUUUUUGCAUUUAUUGGGACUAGACUCUUCUGGACAUAUUCAUCUGCCGAAUACCAAAUUAUUUAAUGAAAAUUUAAAUUAUACUGAAGGAAGAAUUUACGAUCUAUACCAAAAGUUUGAAGAAAUUUUUGAUGAUAAAUUGACUGCCUAUAUCUUGACAUCAGAUCACGGCAUGUCUGAUACCGGAGCACAUGGAGCAGGCUCUCAAGCAGAAACUGAUACACCAUUGUUUGUUUGGGGGGCUGGCGUUAAAACUUGUACAAAAGAUAAUUUAAUAUCAAAAAAUUAUAUAAAAUUUGGGCGGUAUGAAAUUCCAUUGUUAGAAGUUGAGCAAGCAGCUGUAGCUCCUUUGAUGAGUUCUCUCAUUGGUGUUGCAGCGCCAAUGAAUAAUUAUGGCAAAUUACCAGUUGAAAUCUUAAACGUUUCGGAUGAAUACGCAGCAGAAGCCGUUUUCAAUAAUGCAAAGCAAAUUCUACUUCAGUAUGAAACAUUGCACUCUGAAUUUGAUACUGGUCUACUUUCAAAUUACUUACCCCGUUUUAAUAAGCUUGAAAUUGCCACCAUCAACAUUUUCACUGAAAUUAAUUUACAUAAAAUUCGAAUUAAAGAUUUUAAUUACGUAAUUUCAAAUUCAAAAACUAUGAUCUCAACAGCUUUGGAAGGAAUUGAGUUUUAUCAAAAAUAUUAUCAAAAUUUGUUAUUGUUUUGCGUUACGAUUGCAAUUUUAGGUUGGAUAGUUUAUUUAUUUUUAAACAUUUGCAACAUUCUUUCUAGAAGGACUUCUAAUUUAGUUUUAAUUGUUGGAUUUUUGAUUUUAAAGAUUCCUCUACUGUUAAUACAUUUACAAGGUAUUCCUAGUUCAAUUGGGUUAUACAUUUUAUUACCGGUAAUAAUUUGGACAGUCACCUUAAGUAAGUUUCCUUUUGGUGGAAAAAAAUUAAAUGUCACAUGUCGGGAUUUAUGGGAAUUGUUCAAAAUAUUAGUCGGUUCUCAAGUUUUAGUUUACUCCUUUGUUCGAAAAGAAAUCGUUUCAAUUGUUUUUUUCAUAUUUUCUAUGAACAAGUUACAUGUAAUUUAUAAUGAUAAGGAUAAAGGUCCGUCUCAAAUUUUAAAAUUCAUAAUUCUCACGUCAGUUAUAGCAAGUUUUCCAUUUUUGAAAAGUGUUCAUGGUAAUCGAAAUGAUUAUUUUAUGCUAUUAAGUGUGGUUUUAUGGGUGUAUAAAAUUUUGACUGUAAACUUUUUAAAACUCUCCAAAACAUCAAAAAUGUAUUUUAUACUUGAAUUAUUAAAUGUUUAUAUUUGUAUUUACAAGCAUAAUCAUUUGAUUGGUAUACCAAUGGUUAUAUUGGUAUUUUCGUGGGUGUUUCUUAUAGGAAAUUUCACAUUUCCUUUACUUCAAAGCCAAGAUUCGAAAAUUCGUUUAGAAAGCAUUUUAAUAAGUCUUUUCAAUUCCUAUUUUAUGCUAUCAAUUAGCUAUGAACCAAUUUUUUUAAUAUUAUUGAUUACACAUUUGAAAUUUUUAAUGGAGGCCAAUAUAAUAGCCAACUUGAAUUCAAAGCACAGCGCACAAAAUAUUGUAAAUGAGAAUAUUCAUACUCAAAUAGCAAGUUUACAGAUUGCCUUUGUAUUAUUAAUGUAUACCAUUAUUUCAUUUUUUGGAACAGGAAAUAUCGCUUCGGUUAGUUCUUUUGACAUAAAUAUUGUCAGAUGUUUUAUUACAACUUUUUCACCAUUCAUUAUAAUGUUUUUAGUCAUAUUAAAAUUGGCGAUUCCAAUUAUAUUAAUUUUGGCUGUUAUUACAGCAUUGACCAGCGCUCAUCAACAACAAAAGAAAAUAUUUAUGAGUGUACUUAUUAUAUGUAAUUUCAUGGGCAUAACUACUUUGUAUUUAGUGACAAAUAAGGGAUCUUGGUUAGAAAUCGGAGAAUCUAUAUCUAGAUUUGUUAUUAUGCAAGUUACUACAUUAGUUCUUUUUCUAAUAAGUGGAGUAGUUUUACUACUAUUUCAAUUUACUUUAUUUGAUGCAGAAAUAAUAAAAUUUCAUUUACCAACUGAAGCUAGAAAAAUUGUAUAAGCUUGUGGACGCAAAUUUUAUAUCUAUUCUUUAUUUAUGAAUGCUUGUGAAUGUUCAAUUAAUAUUUAAGAAAAAUUCAUUUUGUUCAAAUUAAUGCAUUAAACACAUUUAA